AUGCCCAUCUCAUUCACCCGAGCGGCAUAUCGUCCACAAAAGGUACAAGACAGACGGCAUCCACGUCCUCGGCCUUGGGCCUCACCUAUUUCCAUUCCAUCAUUCUCCACUCACCCGACCCCGCGCGCCAUUCGAUCCUCUUCUCCACUAGUCGCCAUGCAGCAGCAAGAUGGGUUGGGCAAGCGGCUGCUGCUCCGGGUCGCCGCGCUGUGCCACGGGAGUAGUAAGCUGCCGCCGCUGCCGUCUCCCCCGGCCAUGGCGGAAAUGCCGAGGGUGGAGACGGCCGGCGAUGGCCGCGUCGAGCACCUCGAGAAGUUCUCCCACUACGUCGCUCGGCAGAUUGGGUUCGAGGACGCGAGCGAGUGCCCCCACCUGUGCAAGGCGGCCAACAACUACCUCCGGCAGACCGACAACUGCAUGACGGACGUCUACGGCCUCCUGGACGGCGUCCCGGAGGCCGACGCGCUCUACGUCAAGCUGGUGGACGAGCUGGAGAGAUGCAUCCUCGGCUACUUCGCCUUCCACUGGGACCAUUCCACCACCCUCGUCACCCAGGCCUUGAGCGUGGACAGCGCCAACAAAAGGAAGUUUAGGAACGUGGUUCUCGAAGCUAACAGGAAGCAACGGUUCGAGCGGAUCACAAAGGACCUCAAGGUGACGCGUGUGUUCUCCACGCUGGUGCACGAGAUGAAGGCCAUCGGCACGGUGACGGGGAUGAACGGCGAGGAGGAGGCGCACUGCACCGACGUGAUGGCCCCGAUGGCGCACAACGACCGGUCCCCGGUGUUGCUGCUGAUGGGCGGCGGCAUGGGCGCCGGCAAGAGCACCGUACUCAAGGAGAUACUUCAAGAGCCAUUUUGGAUAAAGGCGGGGACGAACGCGUUGGUGGUUGAGGCGGACGCUUUUAAGGAGACGGACGUGAUCUACCGCGCCAUUAGCUCCAUGGGCCACCACAACGACAUGCUUCAGACAGCAGAGCUGGUGCACAAGUCGUCGACGGACGCGGCGUCGUCGCUGCUGGUGACGGCGCUGAACGAGGGGCGCGACGUGAUCCUGGACGGCACGCUCUCCUGGGAGCCCUUCGUGGAGCAGACCAUCGCCAUGGCCCGGGCGGUGCAUUGCCAGCGCCACCGCAUGGGCGUGGGCUACAAGGUGGACGAGGACGGCACCAUCACCGAGAACUACUGGGAGCCCGUCCCCAACGACCAGGACUUCGUGGCCGCCAACAGGGACAGGAAGCCGUACCGGAUCGAGGUCGUCGGCGUCGUCUGCGACGCCUACCUCGCCGUCGCCAGAGGGAUCAGGCGAGCGAUCAUGACGGGGAGAGCGGUGAGGGUGAACUCGCAGCUCACGUCGCACAAGAGGUUCGCGGCGGCGUUCCAGAAGUACUGCCAGCUUGUGGACGGGGCCAAGCUCUACAGCUCCAACUCCUUGGGCUCUCCACAGCUGAUCGCGUGGAAGGGCGACAUCAACGGCAGCCUGCUGGUGGAGCCGCGCGAGAUCGACUGCCUGGACAAGGUGAGCAACCUCAACGAGGGCGCCACCUCCCUGCACGACCUCUACCCCGGCGGCGCCACCACCUGCGGCUCCCGCUCAAUCUGGGACGACAUGAUCGUCGCGCCGUCCCGCGCCACCGUCCAGCGAGAGAUCCGGGAGGCCAUCCGUUCCGUGGAGCCGACGGCGACGCCGACCGCCUUGUAG
Triticum turgidum subsp. durum (durum wheat) is the source of this 1701-nucleotide messenger RNA. The record is from the annotation of a GenBank genome assembly. Lineage: Eukaryota; Viridiplantae; Streptophyta; Magnoliopsida; Poales; Poaceae.